Zophobas morio is the source of this 1839-nucleotide messenger RNA. Its product is annotated as 26S proteasome non-ATPase regulatory subunit 10-like. Gene Ontology annotation, molecular function: protein binding. NCBI's taxonomy places the organism in Eukaryota, Metazoa, Arthropoda, Insecta, Coleoptera, Tenebrionidae. The record is from RefSeq and is a predicted model, not a curated record. Bases 659 to 1738 code for a protein of 359 amino acids. The transcript has 3 exons.
GAAAUUGGUAAUUUACUUUUCCUACAACUGUCCGAUUUUCUUGUUAAGUGUUCAACUUCGUCGUUUGAGUACCAUGUUUUGAAGCGUAUUAAUAAACAUUUAUGGAAAAUAUUGCAUAUAUUCGUAUUAGUAGCCGUACUCUAUGUAAUUAUACUUUUUCAGCAUUUUUUACAAAAAUAACUAUAUUAGUAUAAUCCAGUUACAAAAACACGCUGUUUGAUUUAAUUUAAUUUAAUUGCAAAACGAUUGAUUCCUUAUAUAUUUUUUCAUUAAACACAAUAAACUUGUUUUUAAUUUUCAUUUUGUUAAUUGCGCUUACUUUCACAACUAUGAAAUGAAGUGAAUAACCACUUAGAUAUUUUGCACACAACAAUAAGCAAAUGAUAAGAUAAAACACAAAUAUCGAUUUUUUAGUAUCAAAAGCGUAACAGUUUCUGCAUUGAUGCCAUAAUAUUUCAAUUUGAAACCAAUUUUCUAGUUCACUUUAAAAUUUUUAGGUCAAAAGAGUGGUUCUGGAGAACUGCAUCUGCAGAAAAGAUAUAAGCAGUGAAGUUCAGAUACUGAGUUACAUAAAGUCAACAUUAAAUAAAAAUCUAUAUGUUAAAAAGUUUAGAAGUGAACCACACAAGAAAUUGUUAGCAUUUUUUUUUAUUUCAAUAUGGGAGAAAUCCAAGUGAGUGAAACAAAACUUAUUACCGAUAGGCUACCGCUGCAUUAUGCAUGUUUGACUGAUGAUUUCGACACCAUAAAAUUGCUAGUAACACGUGGUGUGCUUGUGAAUUUUCCUGAUGCAAAUGGUGUGUUGCCUAUGCAUAUUGCAUGUGAAAACUCCAGUGUGGAUGCAGUCCAAUUGUUACUGUCAAAUGGUGCGAACCUGGAAGACCCUGACGCUAAUGGUAAACUACCAAUACAUUAUGCCUGUCAAAAUUACAUGUAUGGGGAUGAUCUCGUAGCAUUUUUAAUUGAAAAAAAAGUCAAACUGGACGUUCCCGAUACACGUGGUCGUCUACCCAUACACUAUUCGUGUGAAAAUUUGGGUUCGAAUGUACUCAGACUAUUGCUAGCGCAUAAUGUAAAAUUAGAUGUUCCGGAUGCUAGUGGUUGGUUGCCGAUCCAUUAUGCGUCCAAAAACGGACACGUAGACAAAGUUAAAAUACUGAUAGCGAAAAACGCGCAAGUAAAUAUUCCAGAUGCAAGCAAAAAAACGCCUCUACACUACGCCUGCGAAAAUUGGGACACAAGUGUGGUUAAAUUACUGCUAGCGAAAGGUGCGGCAGUGAAUUAUUGCGAUGAAAAUGAUCGAUUGCCUAUCCACUACGCGUGUGAGAAUCGAUGGUGCAGUCGUGACAUUCUAAUACUGUUGAUGGAAAACCGAGCUAGGCUUAAUAUCCCUGAUAGGAAUGGUCGGAUGCCUAUUCAUUGUGCGUGCGACAAUGUAAACAUAGAUACUUUAAAACUGUUGAUAGAGAACUUAGCAACUGUUAACGUUCCGGAUAAAAAAGUACAGUUACCCUUGCAUUUAGCCUGUAAAAAGGGAAAUACACAUAUGGUGAAAUUACUGGUUGAAAACGGGGCGAUAUUAGAUAUUCCUGAUAUUGACGGCUGGUUGCCGAUACAUUAUGCCUCCGAGAAUCGGUUUGUAGAUACAUUAGGUGUGCUAAUUGGGUUUGGAGCAGCAUCAGAUGUUCCGGAUGUGAAUGGAAGACUCCCGACACAUUACAUGAGAAGAAAAUUGUAAUUGUAUCAUUAAUUUUAAUAUUAUUUUGUACAAAUGGUUUAUGUUUCAAAAUUUAUGGUUACCUAUAUUUUGAAGACAGUAAUAAACGUUGAUUCCUUAAA